UGGUGCCGUUGUAACUGUUUAAACUGUAAACCAUUAAAAUGUACUUAUUCUCUGUUCUCAGCCUGACUUAUAGUUACCUUGGUGACUCUAGUAUUAUGUUUUUGCCAGUGUUUGAGAUGAGGGUGUGACAACCUCUACAUAAGUCCCUACAAUUAUGUAUCAGAAAUAUAUCAGCCACAGUCAAGCUUGUGUGUAUGUGACUGUGAGAGAGCAUAGUGUAUUCCUCUCUCCCUCACCACCACGUGACCUGUAAUACUCCAUAUGGCCCGCUGACGUCUGUACUUCCUAAUCUCUGUCUCCCUGUCUCUCUCUACCUCGCUGAGGCUUUACAGGCAGCAGUGCUCAGCGAGAAGUCAGAUUUGUGCCUUCACUUUGACAAAAAAAACACCUGUCACUGUCUCCUGUUGGACUGAACACACUUUCAGUUCAGCCAGGAAGCUUAAUCAGCUGACAGCAAUAUACAGUAUCUGUUAAAGGGAGGUGUUAAGGACAAUUUACUCAAGUGUGGAGUGGACAUAGCUGUGGACAGUGAUGGACACUAUGGUGUGUCCGAUGGGUGGUGGGGCCACCAGGCUGUACGGCACCCUGACUCAGACCCUCAGCAGCAGCUCUCCUCUCCCCCUCCCUCCAUCUCACCAGCUUGCAGUCACAAACCUGGAUCCAGCUUUCUGUCAGGAGCAGAAGGUGUCCCCCGUAUGUGCCCCUGAUCCAGUGGAGCUGCUUCGACAGUGUGAGGAGGCCCUCAGGGACCGACAGCCUCGCUUCCACAGAAAGUUCACUCACAUCAGUGAUGGAGACAGCACCCCAAGCAGCCCCAUCAGGGUGAUGCAGUGGAACAUCCUGGCCCAAGCUCUCGGCGAAGGACUUGACAAUUUUGUCCAGUGUCCCCCAGAGGCCCUCAGCUGGUCCCGCAGGAAAUACCUUAUCUUAGAGGAGAUCCUCACCUACCAACCUCAUAUCCUGUGUCUGCAGGAAGUUGACCACUACUAUGACACCCUCCAGCCAGUUCUGGCAGGCCUGGGUUACAGUAGCAACUUUUGCCCUAAACCCUGGUCACCGUGCCUGGAUGUGGAGGGCAACAACGGCCCUGAUGGCUGCGCUCUGUUCUUCGAUCAGUCACGGUUCGAGCUCCAGGAUAGCGUGAACAUACGGCUCUCUGCAAUGAGGAUUCCAACCAAUCAGGUUGCCGUCGUGAUGAUGCUGCGUUGUCGGAGCACACAGAGAUGCGUGUGUGUGGCAGUGACACACCUGAAGGCUCGUUCUGGGUGGGAGUGGCUCCGCAACGCCCAGGGCUCCGACCUCCUGCGACACCUCCAGAAUCUGGUCCAGAAACACUCCAGUGAUCCUGGGGCUGCCCCCAGCUCUGACAUUCCUUUGCUAAUAUGUGGAGAUUUCAACGCAAUCCCAACUGAGGAGGUGUACCAACGUUUCAGCGCAUCACCUCUGGGUUUGGACUCAGCCUAUAAGAAACUCAGUCCGGACAGUUUGACUGAACCACAAUACACAACAUGGAAGAUUCGGCCAACAGGAGAAUGUUGUGCCACUCUGGACUACAUCUGGUACAGCCAGGACACACUUAGAGUGGACGCAGUUUUGGACAUGCCCACUGAGGAACAGAUUGGGCCAAACAGGCUUCCAUCCUUUGGCUAUCCAUCUGAUCAUCUCUCUUUGGUUUGUGACUUCAGCUUUAAGUAGGAGAAGUGAGAGGGAAAUAAUGAUCCAGCGCAGAGGAACAGGCUGAGCUAAGAAGAGACGGAGUCGACAUCGGCUCCUGGUUGGCUUCACUCAAGGAGAAGGCCUGCAGAUGAGAUGCCAAGAGAUGGAAGCUAGCUUCUGACUGGAUGGAAAAGUCAGAUAACUUAUGAUGAAGGUGCAGAGCAACAGCAUCGUCUACCUCCCCAAAGUCUAAUAUUAUGCGUGUGUUUCCUGCACAAUGUUACUGAUCUGUACCUUCAUCUGUACUCAAACACAAACCAUACAGUCAAACUAAUGAAUGGAUUGGAAAAUUUUUUGUCUAAAUAUAUACAUAUAUAUAAAUAUAUGCAAGAAUAAAGUGUUUUUGCUCCACAUGUGUGGCUUA
This is a messenger RNA of Epinephelus lanceolatus (giant grouper), 2080 nucleotides long. RefSeq names its product nocturnin-like. The record is from RefSeq and is a predicted model, not a curated record. Lineage: Eukaryota; Metazoa; Chordata; Actinopteri; Perciformes; Serranidae. Gene Ontology annotation, molecular function: poly(A)-specific ribonuclease activity. Gene Ontology annotation, biological process: circadian rhythm.